This is a messenger RNA of Owenia fusiformis, 2384 nucleotides long. The record is from the annotation of a GenBank genome assembly. Lineage: Eukaryota; Metazoa; Annelida; Polychaeta; Sabellida; Oweniidae.
CCGGAAAUCGCCGAAGAGGAAAACUGCACCAACUUUAAAAGUUGAAAACUUUACGAAAACUCGUUUUAGACUGAUUUCCACGGAUACAAUCACUGGCCAUACUAUCCACCAUGUCACACUUCCAAUUGGACAGUGCCAUACAGGACUCUGUUAGGAUGGAUGCUCCUAUACAGAAAGGUCCAAUGAUGCGGUGGCAACGUAAAGCACUGGAGUCUGGAGUGAGAACUCUUUCCUUAAGUGAUGCAGUGAAUGAUUCAAGGGGUCUGUCACCACGUAGACCAAAGUCGGCCAACCCUCUAACAAUGAAGCUAACUCCAAAUAAAAAGACCCCAAAUACACCAACAAGUGCUCGACCAUCAAAGACCCCUUCUAAAACUCCAACAAGCAAGUUCCGCCUGAGAGGAAAGACUCCGAAUAAGAACACCCCAACAAGCAAACCUGGAGCACAGGGUGCCUCAGACAGAUUCAUACCUAACAGAACCACAACAGAGAUGGACAUCAGUCACUACAGGCUGCUAAACAAUGAAGAAAAUGAAGACCCCUUGAGUCCUAAUAAAAUUGAAUAUCAACGCAAACUUGAUGAGAAUGUUGGAGAACAAAAUGCUAAAAUCCUAUCAUUCAAACAAAAAGCUCCACAGGCAAAAGAGGGCCACAUCAGCAGUUUGAAGGUUCUGUACAGUGCAGCAAAGACAACAGCCCCCAAGAGCACAUCUACCAGAUUCAUUCCCCAACAAGCUGAGAGAGUGCUAGAUGCCCCUGAACUACUCAAUGAUUACUAUCUGAACCUGCUACAUUGGUCUGCCAACAACCACCUUGUCGUGGCCCUAGGGGGCGCUGUCUACAUCUGGGAUGCAUCUGAUGGAAGUAUAUCGCAACUGUUUGAAAUUGAGAAUCAGGAUGAAUACGUCUCAUCCGUGCAAUGGAUCAAAGAAGGCAAUAUAUUGGCUGUUGGUAUUAGCACAGGUGCUGUACAGCUAUGGGAUGUAGGUGCUCAGAAGUUGGUGAGAACAAUGACAGGGCAUGCAGCAAGAGUGGGAAGUUUAGCAUGGAAUGCUUACAUACUGUCGAGUGGCUGCCGAUCAGGUGCAAUACAUCACCAUGACGUCAGGGUUGCUAACCACCAUAUUGGAACACUGGCCAAUCACAGCCAGGAGGUGUGUGGUCUUGCUUGGUCACCUGAUGGCCGCCAUCUUGGCAGUGGUGGUAAUGAUAACUUGGUGAAUAUAUGGGGAGCUACCAUGCAAGAAUCCGCAUCCCCAAUACAUACCUUCACUCAACACCUGGCAGCUGUCAAGGCACUGUCAUGGUGUCCAUGGCAACCAUCUCUCCUAGCAACUGGAGGUGGUACAGCUGAUCGCUGCAUCAAUUUCUGGAACAUCACAACUGGGUCAAUGUUGGCCAGUACAGAUACAAACUCUCAGGUGUGUUCUAUAGUGUGGAACAAGGACUACAAAGAGUUGCUCUCAGGCCAUGGUUUCUCACAGAAUCAGCUUACUAUAUGGAAGUACCCUUCUAUGGUCAGAGUAGCAGAGUUAACAGGUCAUUCUGCACGUGUUCUCUCUCUGGCUCUAUCACCAGAUGGCACCACUGUUGCUAGUGCUGCAGCAGAUGAGACAAUUCGUUUGUGGAAAUGUUUUGCUGUCGAUAAAACCAAGAAGUCUGUGUGUGGAAAAGUGAAAGACUCUGGACAUAUGGGGAAGGCCAUGUUGAUGAGAGGAUCAAUCAGAUGAUAAUAUGUACUCUCUGGUGAAAGUUUACACUAAGUGAUCUCAGGAAUAUGAAUGAAGCAAAGACAGACAUGGACAGUUUAAUGUCUUCUAGCAAAAUGAUCUCACUUAAAAUCCGGAAAGUGCAAAUUAAUUGUUUAAUCCUAAUUCUACUUUUAUUUAAAAAAGGAAAUGGAUAUUAUUUCAUAACAUUUCAGUAGUCUAGCCACAUGCCCUUGUGACCCCCUCCACUAGAACAUUUCUGUGAGCCAGUUUUAACCUUACCUGUCUCAUGCAUGGCUGUGCUUAGACUAUAUACAUGAUAGAUAAAUGAAUGCAAAGGUAUGAGAGCAAGGUUUUGAGACUAUAUUAUUACUGAUAAAAUUACAAAAAUGACAUUUCAAAUCAAUGCAAAUUACAUUUCUAUAGUCACCAAUGCAGUAUUACAGUGUUAUGUGUGAUUCUAAACAAAAUGGCAGGACAAUGGACACAAAAAAUUGAAAUCAUGGUCAGAUUUUUAUGAUCCACCAGUAUUACUAAUUUAAAAGAAAAUUUGCUUUCAUCAUAUUUAUUUUGUAUUUUGUACUGGCUUGGUUUAGAAUCAGUUUGCAGUGUGUUGACUAUACAAAUUCCGUAGGUGCUAUUUCACAAACCAUUUAUUUAUAUUUGUUUGAAAUA